Molecule: messenger RNA, 2124 nt
Organism: Uranotaenia lowii
Lineage: Eukaryota; Metazoa; Arthropoda; Insecta; Diptera; Culicidae
Exons: 1
Coding region: 1-2124 (707 amino acids)
Molecular function (GO): nucleic acid binding; zinc ion binding
Source: RefSeq, a predicted model, not a curated record
AUGGCGAAAAACGUUCAGUUGAAGUUGCUACAAAAGAGAGAGAGGCAAAUAGUGCUUCUCAUGGACAGUGUUGACCGAUUCGUGCAGAAUUAUGAACCAGAUCGUGAUGAGUGUCAGAUUGCUUCAAGGCUUGAAGCCUUGGAGCCUGUGUUUGGUGAAUUUCACGAAGUGAGAAGCAAAAUUGAGAUGAUUGUGUUUGAAAGUGAAGAAAAGAAAGACAAGGAGCUCUACGGCGAGGCAAAAGAAGAAGCUGGAUUCCAGCGGGAAGAAGAAAACGACAAGAUACUGCUUAGCUUUGAGGAUCGUUUCUUCCAGCUAAAGGGUGCGCUUUCGAAGUUGCAGAGCAUCCGACAUCAACCUGCAAGCUUGAGCGAGUCUUCUCACAAUCAUGAGCGUGUGUCCAUGGGAUCGAGAGUGAAGCUGCCAGAGAUUCGAUUGCCCAGCUUUGGUGGAAAGCUUCGCGAUUGGGUUUCGUUCCGCGAUAGCUUCCAGAGCCUAAUCCACAACAACGAGCAACUCGCACCCAUGGAGAAGUUUACCUAUCUGAGGUCAGCUCUCUCCGGCGAUGCACUGAAGGAGGUACUCUCUAUCGAGCUGUCAGAUGCUAAUUACAUCGUAGCGUGGGAAAUUCUUAAGGAGCGGUAUGAGAACAAAAAACUCAUAGUGAAGGCAUACUUAGACGGAUUGUUUUCGUUGGAAUCGAUCAGGAAAGAAGGUUAUGAGAGCAUCAACUACCUCAUAACUGAGUUUGAGAAAAACCUAAUGAUGCUGCAAAAGGUUGGUGAGGACACCGAUGGUUGGAGCACCAUACUAGCGCAUAUGCUCUACACCAGGCUAGACUCUGUCACUCUGAGAAAUUGGGAAACUCAUCACAACAGCACAGAAGUGCCAAAAUACGAGGACAUGAGGAAGUUCCUACGCAACUACUGUUCCGUUCUGCAGUCAGUCGCUCCAGCCAAAGAACCCCGCUACAACGUCACCGAUCAUCAUCAGUCGAGAACCCAAUCAGCAAGCUACACAACAGUUAAGUCCUCAAACCAGUGUCCAUUCUGCAAUGAAACAUGGCACUCACCAUUUCAAUGCCAGAGAUUCCUUCGAUUGAAGAUAUCAGAACGUGUUGAAGCCGCCAAUCGAAGUCGAGUCUGCAGAAAUUGCCUACAGCCUGGUCAUUUUGCGACAAACUGCACACGUAGCAGUUGUCGGUUAUGUCAACAAAGGCAUCACACUAUGUUGCACGCUACGCGAUCCUCCGUUCCAAAUCCGUCGAAUCCGAGACUCAGUCAACUGUCAAACGCACAACCAACUCUAGAAAGCACCCAUAUUUAUUCACAGCAAGCUUAUCAACAGCAAAGACAACAAACCAUGCCAAUAGUUACGGAAACACACACUCAACCACUAAAUGCAACACACAAUUUACCAAACACAACCACACAAGUCAAUUCACCUAUGCCAAGCACAAGCCAAAGCUACGUAGCACUAUCUGUCAAGCCUGCAUCGAAUACCCUGCUUCCUACCGCUCUUAUCAAGAUCAAAGACCGCUACGGUAACGCUCUGACGGCUAGAGCCCUGCUAGACUCUUGUUCGCAACAUUGUUUGAUGACUGAAGAGUUUUCGAGAAAGCUGAAGCUCGAAGAAACACCCACGUUUUUGUCAGUUCAGGGUAUUGGGUCGUCUGAGUCAGUGUCAACGAAAACCAUACGUUCUGAAGUCUGCUCACGUUCACCAAAAAUAUCUGGUUUCCGCGAAACUAUGCAAUUCUUUGUGUUGCCCAAACUCACGCUGCAGCUACCUUCGUCAUCGUUUCAUCCUCCGCCCAUGUCGAUUCCCGAUUCCUCUUUGCUAGCUGAUCCUUACUUCCACGAAUCAAAGCGGAUCGAUGUCGUCAUUGGUGCCGAGUAUUACUUGGAGUUGUUGAAGAAUGAACGAAGAAAAGUCACGAAGAAUGGUCACAUGCUUCACAACUCUGUUUUUGGUUGGAUUGUGUCAGGUCGAGUGGUCGAAUCUCCGCGCCCCGCCCAAGAUUUCCUCAUGAACCCACAGUCAGAAAUGAAGUGGAACGUUUCGUCGUUGCCCAACCCAAGAAUAAAUCAGUUUGCGUCAGAUAUGAUAAGUCAGAGAGAAUGA